Molecule: messenger RNA, 1333 nt
Organism: Phoenix dactylifera (date palm)
Lineage: Eukaryota; Viridiplantae; Streptophyta; Magnoliopsida; Arecales; Arecaceae
Source: RefSeq, a predicted model, not a curated record
UGGAACUUUUGAAAAAUAAAAGUAAAUAUUGGUAUCCUAUCUAUUCUGAGUAAGCAGAAGCACCUCUCCGAGGCUCAUAGAUACUGCGAAGACCCUGUUUAGAUUUAAAUAGUCCGACUCCAUGAGGCCUUCGGGUUAAGCAGCAAAUGGCUUGAAGCCCGUUAUGAAAAAAAAAAGCGUGAACUGAAGGCGUUCUAUUUGUCCCCGUCGCGACAUCGUCGCCCACCCCACCACCUUAGUGUGGACGCCGAGAGAGGCGACGGCCAUGGCUGCCCGUUUCCUGACCCGAUCCAAAACCCUAAGCAUAGCCCGCCUCUUCCACCCCUCCUUCUUCCUGAUUGACACUGCCAUUCCCUCCUCCUCCUCCCUAUGCCUCCGAGUUCUACACUCGCCUCCCCGCCACUCCUCCACCCGCUGCACGAUUCCAGAUCCGCUGUACCCGUGCUGGAUUCGGCCGGCUCUCUACCGCACAACGCCCUCGUUGGCUCCAGAAAGAUUUGGGUGUAUGAACAAAUCCCCAAGAGCCACCCGAUCAAAUUGGUUCAUGCUGGUACACAAGGAUUGCCUCGUUGGUUUUCUGGGAUGGCACAUGGUGGAACUGUGACACAUCUGUCCAACAAGAUCAUUUCUCAGCUUUGUAAUUCAGCUGAAAAGAAUCUUUUGCAGACCACAUGUAAUGGAAAGGAAGGAGAUUGCUCGAAGAUUAUUGCUUUUAGCCCAUUGGAAUUUGGAGGGGAGUCAUUUAAAAGAACGAAAAAGUGGAUUGGGGAAUGAAAGCUCGAAGAUUAAGAGAAUGGAGCUUUCCCAAAAAAUAACCUACACUCUCAUACCAGCGCUGCUUCUCGUGUCAAAAUCUACAGUGACUACUUCCUUACUGAUUUUCUCAAUAUACUGGCAGUUAUAUGGGUUUUUCAAGGACAUUUUUCUGGAUUAUGUUCACCAAGAGGUAACCCGAAAGUGGGUUUUGAUAUAUUUCCAGUUGUUCCUGAUCUUGGCCAAGGACACUAUCCUUGGUUUUGAUCUGGUAUAAUAUCAUCAUUUUCUUGAGUGUCAAGACAAGCCUGGCAUCAUCACCUGUAUACUAAAGGAUAACCUGGCGGUGAUGUCCUACCUGUGACUUUUCUUCAUUCAAAUUUUGUGACUCCUUUAUCUUUUCCUUUUCUUUAAUGCUUUUUGAUGGCAUGGUGGUGUUUAGGGAUGAAUAUGUGCAUGCUGAAUCUGAACAAGCUGGAAGGAUGAAUUCUGGAGGGACGUGAAACUAGGUUGUGUAUUUUGUAUUAAAAUAAAUGAAAGAUGAUGUCCUUUCUAAUAAAAUCCAAAAGGUUUUCUCUCA